Messenger RNA from Colletotrichum spaethianum, 696 nucleotides. RefSeq names its product NADH-ubiquinone oxidoreductase 29. subunit, mitochondrial. The record is from RefSeq and is a predicted model, not a curated record. The coding region runs from base 1 to 696 and encodes 231 amino acids. NCBI's taxonomy places the organism in Eukaryota, Fungi, Ascomycota, Sordariomycetes, Glomerellales, Glomerellaceae. The transcript has 4 exons. Gene Ontology annotation, biological process: respiratory electron transport chain.
AUGCGAAGGACAUUUCGCCUGCUCGCGGGCGUCAAGCCUGCUCGUUAUCUCGAAGCCGGCACCCCGACAGGCCUCACCGGCCUCUGGACGCACAACAGUCCCCGGUCGACGCUGCUGUACCUUCCCGAGUCCUCUCUAUACCGCCAAUCUGUCGAAGCCCUUACGAAGCACCGCCUCGGACUCGUCGAAGCCACGGUACCCCCUGGAUACGCCGAGUGGGAGAAGAAGGCCGAGCAGAUUAUGAAGGAGAAGCCCGAACAGUUCCGCCUCGUUAGCGGCCGCGUCGACGGCAGCGGUGCCCGGACAGUGAAACUGGGCAACCGAACGUUCGUCGUUGCUACUCAGCACGACGCCAAGGACGUCCGCGUCGAGGAGUGGGAUGGCGAGAAGGACGAGGGCGGCACUCUCGAGGGUCCGCGCACCGAGGCUGAGCGAAAGGACCACCAGCUGCUCGCCGACCGCAAGGAUCUGAACGACAUCGCCAAGGUCCAGUGGGAGUCUGAGCCGCAGUUGACGGCCGACCAGAUUUCCGAACUGGAGAACAAGAUUGGAGCUGGCCUCAUCGAGGAGGUUAUCCAGGUCGCCGAGAGCGAGCUGAAGCUCGUGGACGUGAUGACGCAGGCCAAGGUAUGGGAGGACUUGGAGGAGAAGCCCGUCGAAGGCCAAUGGACCUACUUUGAACGCAACUCUGCGUAA